Molecule: messenger RNA, 1791 nt
Organism: Trichomonas vaginalis G3
Lineage: Eukaryota; Parabasalia; Trichomonadida; Trichomonadidae
Product: ABC transporter B family
Exons: 1
Coding region: 1-1791 (596 amino acids)
Biological process (GO): transmembrane transport
Cellular component (GO): membrane
Molecular function (GO): ATP hydrolysis activity; ABC-type transporter activity; ATP binding
Source: RefSeq, a predicted model, not a curated record
AUGUCUUCUGAUAAAAGUUCACGGGUCACAAGUGAAGAAAACAUAGAGAAGACUACAACAACAGGGUUUGAGAUGUUCGAGUGCUUGAAGUUAUUCAGAAACAAAGCAAUUCUGUUCCUAGUUUAUUUCAUAUCAUUAGGAAAUGGAGCACUUCCUAUCUUCAACAUGAUGAUUCUUGGUGAUGUAACAUCAUCAGCAAGCACAGAUCCAACUAAAACUGCAACUAAGUUAAUGACUCCUCUUUUAUUAAAAUUAACUUAUAUUUCAAUUGCCCAGGCAGUUAUUCUCUUGAUAACAAUUAUGUGCAAGUCCUAUAUCAUACCAACAUUCACUGUUGAUAUAAGACAAGCAAUGUUCAACUCUAUUAUGACACAACCAAUUGAUUUCUUUGAUAAGACUUCUUCAGGUGUAUUGAUGGGAAGAUUUUCUGAAGAUAUCACAAUCAUAAGAGAUGUUUACAUUGAAAAGAACUGUGCUAUGCUCCAAGGAAUGACGAUGUCACUAAUAGCAAUAAUAAUGGGAUUCAUUAGGCUUCCUUAUGUGUCGUUAUCAUAUUUCGUAGCAAUUCCACUUCUUGUCGCAUCAUAUAUCCUCAGUGAAAAAUAUAUUGACAAGUUGUGGAAGAAUCAUAAUAUUCAAUCAACGUCAAUUGCUUCAAAAACAGAAGAAGUGAUCUCACAAUAUAGAACAGUAAAAGCAUUUGAUUGCGAGAAGAAAGAAUGUGAUGAUUACAAUGAUCUUCUAGAUAAUGUUGAUGAUAUUUAUCGCAAAACAGCAAUUGCACAAGGUUUGAAAGAAGCUUUCUCUAGUAUUAUUGCAAAUGGUUUAACUGUUUUUGUUGUGUACUUUAUUGCAUACUUAAUGAUGGUCAAAAAAAAUACAAAGGUCAAAUCAGGAGACUCAUUAUCAAUGAUGAUGUAUAUUAUGUUGGGAACAAUGGGUUUUUCACAAAUUUUAUCAGCAUCUGAUAGUUAUAAAAAGGCAAAUAUGGCUGCCUUAAAGAUUUUAAACAUAAUUAAUCGAAAAGUUGAAAAUGAUUCGGAAAAUCAAACAGAAAUUGGAAAAAUCGAGGGAAAAAUAGAGUUUCAAAAUGUGAGCUUCAAAUAUUCCACAAGAGACGAAUAUGCAAUUCGCAACCUAACAUUUGAAAUUAAACCAGGUGAGACAGUUGCCCUAGUAGGUGAAUCUGGAUGCGGAAAAACUACUACUCUGUCACUAUUACAAAGGUUUUAUGACGUCAGCGAGGGCAAAAUACUAAUUGAUGGAAAAGAUAUUUCCAAUUUUUCAGCCUCCUCUCUCAGAUCCCAAAUAUCAUGUGUACCCCAAUCACCUGUCCUGUUUUCUAUGUCAAUUUUAGACAAUGUCAAGUAUGGCAAGCCGGAAUCUUCUUUCGAUGAAGUUAAAACAGCUGCAGAAAUAGGAAAUGCUCAUAACUUUAUUUGUCAGAUGGAAAAUCAGUAUGAUCAAGAAGUCCAACAGAUAUCAUUGUCUGGAGGCCAAAAGCAAAGAAUUUGCAUUUCUCGUGCUGUUCUUUGUAAUGCGCCAAUUCUUCUUUUAGAUGAAGCAACUGCUUCUUUAGAUGCAGAAUCAGAGCAACUUGUUCAGGAAUCACUUGAAAAGGUUCGCAAAGGAAAAACUGCUAUCAUUGUUGCGCAUCGAUUAUCAACAGUGAAAAAUGCAGACAGAAUCCUUGUAUUUGACAAUGGAACAAUUGUUGAGACAGGAACACAUGAAGAGCUUCUUGAAAAAGGAGGAAUCUACUCCAAUCUUGUUAAAUUCCAACUUCAAUAA